AUGGUCAACGUAAAGGUAGAGUUUUUGGGUGGUCUAGAUGUUAUUUUUGAGAAACAAAGAACUCAUAAACUGAGUGUUCCAAGCAAAGACGGAGAUGAGGUAUCGGUAGGGACACUCAUCGAUUACAUAGUUGAAAACAUGAUCAAGAAUACGAGCGACAAAGACGUUUUCAUUGAAAACAAUACGGUGAGACCUGGUAUUUUGACGCUCAUAAAUGAUACUGAUUGGGAACUGGAGGGCGAGAAAGAUUACAUCCUAGAAGAUGGCGACAUUGUAUCGUUCACUUCAACACUUCACGGUGGCUAG
Lachancea meyersii CBS 8951 is the source of this 306-nucleotide messenger RNA. Lineage: Eukaryota; Fungi; Ascomycota; Saccharomycetes; Saccharomycetales; Saccharomycetaceae. The record is from the annotation of a GenBank genome assembly.